UUGAACCGUCCUGCCACCUGCGCAGCCCCUCCCCGCCCCCUCCUCUCUCGCGUGGGGCGGCUCCGCUCCCCGGGAACAAGCCUGAGGCCAAAGCUGCUGCUCGGCGCCUUUGCUGGGCGGGAGGCGCCUCUGGCCCCCGGCAGAGCGGCGGCAGCAGGCGGCGCGGGACAGGCCCGCCCGGCCCCGGGGUCAGAGCGCGGGCUGCCCCGGCCCCGGCGAGGAGCAGGAAAGAAAUCUCAGAAUAUAAUCCAAUUGCUAAGGAACUUGUCUAAGGAAAGCAGAGGUUCCCAGAUGGGACUAAUAACCCCAAACACCUGUCUGUCCUGGCUGGAAGAGAAGGGAGUCUUGCUCACCUACUGUCCACGGUUCCUGGUCCCAGGACCUUUACAGGAACAAUGGUCUGGGAUGGCCCUAUACCUUCACUUUCCCAGACUUAGCUGCUCCCUGGAACCAAAUGCCUCUUCUAGAGACUGCUUCAGUUACUUCCGUGGGCACAUGGAAUGGGUGGCUUGCUCCAAACUCCUAAAAAUGGCUUCUCCCCAUCCCAGUGGUCCGAGGGGCAGGCAUCUCACCGAGGACUUUUCUUAUUGGUGCAUAGCAACUGGGAUUCUGAGUCUGCCCUUUGGCCUUCUUCUCCCAGGGACGGUGUACCUCCCCCUGAAUUACCAGCAGGGAGAGAACCAGGAACCAAGGCAUCCCUGUCAGGGUCUUGUUAUGGACAAUGCAAAUUCUGGAGGAGUAGGCCAAGAAUCAAAUAUAUUUUCACAUCUUCCUCUUCUGAAUCUUCCUAAGGCACUGAAAACCACAGAACUCCCACUGAUGGUGAAACCACAGAACAAAGGAACAGACAGGGAUGAAAAAACAGGAAAGCAAAAUGGCAGGUGGGGAAGCUCAGCACUGAAAGACAGCAGAAUUUCUGUGCGUUUAUGCAGCACAAAUAGGGAUUUAUGCAGCAACGUGACAAAAAUAUAAAUUAUGGCUGUGACAUUGCUUAUAUUAUAAGCAUAAUCACAGGGCACAUGGGGCCUGGCCCUGCCCAUUUUUCUCUCUACAAAUUGUAUGUACAAUCUAUCAGCAGUUUUAUUACUCUCCAUGUUAGAUUUGGGCAACAAGCUAAUUGCAGAUGUAUUAAAUGAACUGAUGAAGAAGGGAAUAUGAAGGCUAUUAUAAUAGGGGGAAAAAAGCUGUACGCACAGGUUCAUUUGAGCAUCCCCACACGUCCCAAUUGGCAAUUGAAAGCACUCGAAAAGACCUGUGGCUGUAUAAAAUUUUUGUUUGUUUAUAUCAGAUUAAUGAUAUGAUGAACAGAUAAAACUAAAUAUCUUAUUUUGGAAUGUUGACCUGGUUCUGUACUUUUUUUAUGGUUACAUUAAUACUGACUGUGGAUUUUGAGAUUGGGGAAAUAUUGCUGGCUUGAUUCAUUAUUUUCUUCCAGUGGUUGUAUUCAGUUAAGAGAACCUCUUUCCUUCAUGAUGUUUUUGUGUUCAAUUGAUUGACAUUACUAGAGCUUGCAGUUCUGGAAUUCAGAGCCUUCUCCUGCCUAACUUUGUUUAUUUUUAUUUUUGGUGGAAAUAGGGGGUAUAGGAAGAUGCAUAGGAUAGAUCACCCUUUGGAGCAAAGCAUUUUAAGAGGAAAUAGGGAGUAACUAAUAUAUUUAAAAAAUAUGAAUGUUUUAAUUAUUCCUGUGGGGUUUUUUUGUAGUGGAAUUUCCUUAAUGAGAGGAAAAAGCUUAACUUUCUAAAAGGCCCCUGGAAAGAAAAAUCUGCAUAGAAUCUCUGCCAUCAGAGACCCAUGUAUUUAUAUUUGUAAUCUGGAUUGGAGUAGAGUAGAGAUAGAAACAGUAAACUCUAGCUGGUCUUAGUCGCUCAUGUUGUGUUAGUGUGUCGGGAAAUUCAAUUUUGGUUGAUGUAAACUCAAAUGACUUUACUUAUUUCCUUAUAUCAACUUAAUUUUUUUAAAAUGGACACCAGAAUUCCAAUAAUAGCUAAGGUGGAGGAAGUUAUUGUGCGUGUUCAGAAAGACAUACAAUCUUGAAUAAUGCAUCAUGGGGUAUUGCAAACUGAGGCCCUAAUUCUGCAAACUUCUCAUACUUUGCUUAGCUUUUUGCAUCUGAGUCUAUGAGUCUGUUCACAUACGUAAAGCUGAGCACGUUCAUAAAGGUUUACCUUACUCUGAAAUUUGAAAAAAUGUAUGUGAUUAUUCUGGAGGAAAAUAGGUUGGAAACUUAAAGGAAUUUAAGUUUGUGAUAGUUCUGAAGGAUUUAAUCUUUCUACAAAUUUACCAGAUAUAUUAAACAAUUCACAGUUUAGAUUUUCUCUACUGCUACAAAAUGUAUCCUCUUAUCAAAAUGUGUGAUAUCAAUAUAUUGUUAAAUUAUUAGUAAUUUUUUGUUUCCUGAGAGGAGAAGAAAUCUGUUGUUUAUCAUGGGAAGCUCAUUCAUAUGUUUCAAGAUUUUAAAAAGGUCAGCACAGCUGAGAAGAUCUAGAUAUGAGAUUUUUAAUUUGUUUAUUUCAGUUUCAAAAACCAAACAAACUAAACAAAAAAAUGCCUAUUUCAGGCUCUCGGCUCCUGUAUUCAAUUAAAAAUACAAUCCCUAGGAAUAAAAACAAAAACAGUGGUAAAUCCCAUGCAACAUAAAACAGCAGCCACCAAAGAAAAUAUUACCAGCCUAGAUUGUCACAUCCUUCCAUCUCUGAAAGAAACUCCACAACACAGACACCUUAGAUCUCUCCAAACAUCCGUUCAAGAGAAAUGGGUUUUGCCACUGACCUUGUGAGUUUAUUCAUUUUAAGGUUUUCAGACAGAAAGUAUUCCAAAAUCAAGAGCCCUUACAGUGCAGAUAGGAAUUACCAUACUCCAUCAGACCACUCGUCCAUCUUGGUCAGUAUCCUGUCUUUGACGUGGGCCAGUACUAGAUUAUGCAUAGGAAAGUACAAGUAACCCUUUAUUGAACCAUUACAAAAUAUCUGCCCAUCUGGGAAGGUUCUUCCUAACCCAAAGCAAUUAGUGGUUGGCUUAUAUCUUGAAGCAUGAGACAUGAUAUUCCUUCUAAUUUUUUUAAAUCCAAUCUAAAGUAACGAUGGAUGUUCUGAUAAGCCAUAAAAUAUGUAUAUUUUUCAUCUUGUUAAGCUUCUGGCUUCAGUGAUACCCUGUGGCACUGUAUAAUAAAAAUGUUUAUUUUUUAUAAUUUUAAA
Messenger RNA from Chelonia mydas (Green sea turtle), 3194 nucleotides. RefSeq lists its product as uncharacterized. The transcript is spliced from 7 exons. The record is from RefSeq and is a predicted model, not a curated record. Bases 292 to 972 code for a protein of 226 amino acids. NCBI's taxonomy places the organism in Eukaryota, Metazoa, Chordata, Testudines, Cheloniidae.